Phalaenopsis equestris is the source of this 1894-nucleotide messenger RNA. Its product is annotated as protein RCC2. The transcript has 16 exons. The record is from RefSeq and is a predicted model, not a curated record. Lineage: Eukaryota; Viridiplantae; Streptophyta; Magnoliopsida; Asparagales; Orchidaceae. Bases 217 to 1806 code for a protein of 529 amino acids.
GUUAGACUGCUGCAAUGAGCCACAGUCCGCUCGCCGUCCGAUGAUUAAAGUUCUCAUUUCUCCAAUUGUAGCUUUCCCAGACCAUCACGCGCACGCUCGAAUCGAAAACCCUACCGCCGAAGAUCGGCAAAGCUCUCAGGUUAGUUCUUUAUGCACUUGAUCUAGGGCAACGAGCAGCGGCUCAAGCUCGUUUAAGCUCUGCCGAUCCUUCUUCGAAUGUCGCCGUCCGGUGCCGUGGAGAAGUCCGAGGGCGAUGAGGCGGCCCUCCGUGGCGGUGAGCUGCUCUAUUGCGGCGGCACGAUCUGGGAGAACAUGGGAAGGAGGACGGCAGCGGCUGAAAGUAACCUUGUUUCGCCGACACGGCUUCGUACCUUUGUCGGUGUGGAUAUUCGCUUUGUUGCUUCCGGCUGCUCUUCUUGUCACUGUGUGGCUUUGGAUGUGGGAGGCCGCUGCUAUACUUGGGGAAGGAAUGAGAAAAGUCAACUAGGGCAUGGAGAUACGCUAAAUCGAAAUCUGCCUACAUUUGUUCAUGGACUAUCAAAGCAUAAAAUAGUCAGUGCUGCUACGGGGAGGAAUCAUACUGUGGUUAUUACUGAUGAUGGGAAAUCAUUCUCAUUUGGCUUCAAUAAACAUGGACAGCUGGGGACGGGAUCCACAAGAAAUGAAAUUGAGGCAUUUCCAGUAGCGUCUUCGGUUUCUGAAGUUACAACUGCUGCUUGCGGAGCUGAUUUUACCGUAUGGCUGUCUUCUGUGGAAGGAUCCUCUAUUCUAACUGCUGGUCUACCACAAUAUGGGCAACUUGGACAUGGCACUGAUAAUGAGUAUAAUACAAAAGAAAGUUCAGUUAAAUUAGCUUAUGAGCCCCAGUCUCGUCCACGAGCUAUAGCUUCACUAUCAGGAAAAACAAUCACAAAAGUUGCCUGUGGAACAAACCAUACAGUUGCUGUGGAUUCAGAUGGCUUUGUUUACACGUGGGGUUUUGGUGGCUAUGGAAGGCUGGGUCAUAGGGAGCCAAAGGAUGAAUGGGUACCCCGUCUCGUGGAAGUAUUUCAAAGGAAAAAUGUCCUUCCACAUGAUGCUGUUAUUUCUGCAGGAUCUGUUAAUUCAGCUUGUACUGGAGGUGGAGGGCAGCUUUAUAUGUGGGGAAAAUUAAAGACCACUGGUGAUGAGUGGAUGUAUCCAAAGCCUGUUUUGGACCUGAGUGGAUGGAACAUUCGUUGUAUGGCAUCUGGUAACAUGCAUCAUGUUAUUGGUGCUGACGAUUCAUGUAUUAGUUGGGGGCAUGCUCAAUAUGGAGAGCUGGGUUAUGGCCAGUUAGGUCCAAAAACUUCUACAAUUCCCAAAAAGGUUGACAGUCUGGAGGGUAUGCAUGUCAAAAGUGUGGCCUGUGGAUUUGGGUUUUCUCUGAUUGUUGUCGAUAGGGAAAAUAUUGGUGAUCUACUGGAUAAGCUGGAAGUCUAUGAUGGUGAGACUGCUGAAGGAACCGAGGACGACAAUUCUGGUGCUAUUAGAAACCAAACUAACAAAAGGGAAGUGAAAUCAGCCUCCACAAAAAGGAAGCAGGAGGACACGUCCAAAGAAGAUGAUCAUGGAGAUCCCGAUAGUGAUGACCACGAAGACGAGAGUAAUGAUGAGCCCGACAGUCGAAAGAGUAAACGACGCGGUAAACCUUCCAGCAGAGGCCGUGGCAAGGGUGCGAAAAAGAUAGCUUCGGAGGCAAAGAAUUCUGGUCGAGGAAGGGGUCGUCCUAAGUCUGUCAGCAAAGGCAGCUCUGAUUGUGGUGGGAAGAAGGGGAAGAGCAGAUGAUCAAAAAGUUCAUAGAAGACAACAGUAGAUGGAUGCAUUUUAACUCCAAAAGUUCUCCCAGUUUAGGUUUAACAACUUGACCCGACUC